AGCAGAGCUGCUCAGGUUACAUAAGAAGCAGACAGAGCUCUGAGCUCAGCUGCUCCAGCUGCCUCAUCCUAUCUCUUUAAAUGAGAGGAGCUGCUCCGCGCUGCGUGUGUGUGAGUGUGUGUGUGUGUGUGUUUGGAGGAGAAAUUACGAGACAGAGAGGGCCACUCUGUUGUGGAAGAGGACGAGGCGGCAGAAAACACAACAGAGAGGCUGUUCAGCUCGGCUUUGCAGGGGCUUUUUCCGGAGCAGGUCGUGUACCGGUUCUCCACCCUGAGCUGGACUGAUUCUGGUUCUGGACUCGGCCGCUCUUCGUGUAUGUAUGGGCUCGGCAGGCGCAUCUCUCGCCUCCCGAUAGGACAUAACGGGCAGGGCAGCCUCCUAAUAAUUAUUUAUUUCGCCCUCUCUGCGCCGCAACAUUGGGAGAAACGUGAUCGAGAGGCAGCAGCGGCAGCAGCGCGCUGAUCAUGGAUUAAUGUCCGAGUGAAUUUUCAUCUGAGAGGUUCCCAAUGUUGAACAUGUCCACCCCCAGCGAGCUGAAGUCUCCCUGUGUGACUCGUAACGGUAUGGUGAAGUUGCCCCCCAGCCAGCCCAACGGUCUGGGCAGCGCCAGCAUCACAAAGGGGACCCCCGCUGCCAAGAACCGCCUGUGCCAGUCCUCCUCAGUCCCCUCCAUCCUGCCCCCUCCACCCUCCUCCCUCCCCUACCACCACCACCACCACCUGGACGGCUCCGGCAUGCCCCACUCGGCAGCCUCUCUCUUGGGCUCCGACAUGGAGCCCGGAAAGCCUCUGGUGGGCUUGAAGCCAUCCCUUCGCCAGCUACCCCCCCUCACUCUUCCCAAACCCCUGCUGCUGGAGCGCCAGCUCGUCCUGGAUGAGAAGCUGCUCAACCGACUGCUCUGGUACUUCACCACAGGUGAAAAGUGUGUGCUGGCGCAGGUGUGCAAGACGUGGCGCAAGGUGCUAUACCAGCCCAAGUUCUGGGAGGGCGUGACCCCCAUCUUGCAUGCCAAGGAGCUAUAUACCCUGCUGCCCAACGGGGAGAAGGAGUUUGUCAGUCUACAGGCCUUCGCCCUGCGUGGCUUCCAGUCCUUCUGCUUAGUGGGCGUGUCAGACCUGGACAUUUGUGAGUUCAUCGACAACUACCCGCUGUCCAAGAAGGGGGUCCGCUCAGUCAGCCUCAAGAGGUCCACCAUCACAGACGCCGGUCUGGAGGUCAUGUUGGAGCAGAUGCAAGGCCUGAUGCACCUGGAGCUGUCAGGCUGCAACGACUUCACGGAGGCCGGCCUGUGGUCCAGCCUGAACGCCCGGCUAACCUCCCUCAGCGUCAGCGACUGCAUCAAUGUGGCGGACGACGCCAUCGCUGCUAUCUCACAGCUCCUGCCCAACCUAUCAGAGCUGAGCCUGCAGGCCUACCACGUCACCGACACGGCCAUGGCCUACUUCACAGCCAAACAGGGCUACACCACCCACACUUUGCGGCUUCACUCCUGCUGGGAGAUCACCAACCACGGUGUGGUCAACAUGGUACACAGCCUCCCCAACCUGACGGCCCUCAGCCUCUCCGGAUGCUCCAAGAUCACCGACGACGGCGUGGAGCUGGUGGCGGAGAACCUGCGUAAGCUCCGCAGCCUGGACUUAUCCUGGUGCCCCAGGAUCACCGACAUGGCCCUGGAGUACAUCGCCUGUGACCUGCAUAAACUGGAGGAACUGGUGCUGGAUAGGUGUGUGCGGAUCACAGACACUGGUUUAGGCUACUUGUCCACCAUGUCGUCAUUAAGGAGCCUCUAUCUGCGCUGGUGCUGUCAGGUGCAGGACUUCGGACUGCAGCACUUGUUUGGAAUGAGGAGUCUUCGUCUUCUCUCCCUCGCAGGCUGCCCCCUGCUGACCACCACUGGUCUGUCAGGCCUCAUCCAGCUGCAGGAGCUGGAAGAGCUGGAGCUGACCAACUGCCCGGGAGCCACAGCUGAGCUCUUCAAGUACUACUCCCAGCACCUGCCCCACUGCAUGGUCAUCGAGUAAGACCACUGACCCGCCCCACUGACCAACCGACUGACCGACCGCCAUACUUCAACCUUCCUCCUCUUUACUCCUCCUCACUCUUUUCUCAAAUGCUAGCCAGGAGACUGUACCACACCGUUCCUCAUUACCCGCCCCCUCCCUCCCUCCCUCCCUCCCUCCCUGCCCCGCCCGUCUUCCUCCACACCCAUUGAGUAGACUGACCCACAGGCGGACAGAGAGGCAGGAAGGCAGAUGAUGGUACAUGCCAGACCCAGAGGAUGAUGGGAUGGCGUUUGAGCUUGGUGUGAACAGAUGCUGGAGUGCAGAGCUUGGUGUGACGUCUUGUCUGGCAGCAAGUCUCUCUUCAGAAUCGACAGACGGAUUUAGUUCGGAAGCUUCUCGACAGACUUUGAUUUUUUUGAGCUGAGUGGACACCGAGGGGAGUCACAUGUGCCGACACACGUGCUGCGCAGAGAGAUUGAGAAAACGGAAACAAAGACCUCUGUGUUUGAGCUGAUAUGGUGGAACUCACGCACAUGCGCUCAUACACUGUAAACACACUCGCACACAUACUGUAUAUGGUAAGUGAAACAAAUGUAAGUACUCAAGACCAUGAGUUCGGACAUUUCUAUCCCCCAUCACUCGGUGUAAUAUAACUGCUGUUGGUGUCAGGGUUCAGUUUUCUCUUGCUCGGAGAGAGACACCGUACGUCAGCUGGACAAACAGGAACUAAAGGUGCAGUUCAGGAACUCUCUCUCUCCCUCCCUCCCUGUGUGUGAAGUGUGCGUCAUGGACUCACAGGUUCCCGUCUUUUUGGGACACCACCACCUUUUUCCAUUUCUGUGUCUUAUCAGAAAUCAACAAAACUUAAAAAAAAAAAAAAACAAACAAACAACUGUUUACAUUGUUUUUUUUGUGUUGGAGUUGCACGCUUGAUUGGCUCAUUUGUUUCCUCUUUUUCCCUCCCUUCUUUUAUUUUUUUUUGUACAUGUGUUAGUUAAUUUACAGACCUGAAGGAGAAGCUGUGGUAAACUGUGAAUGUUGUGUUGUUAAUGGGGAACGCGUCGCUGAAGGAGCAGCCGGUCACACAGAGAGCAGAGCCUCUGCUGCUCUCUCAGGACUGAAUCAUCUGAACAGGUGAAUGUGGUUCUUUACUGACAGCCAUGAUGUUUCUCAACUAAACUCAGUCUGAUGAAUAACCUCAGUCAGCAGCAGAUGAGAUAUUAUUCAUUUUAAACGCUGAUAGAAACCGGUGACGUUUAGUGUUUGAAUCUGAGCUGCUGUGGUUCUGAAGCUGCUUGUGUGUGAAACCCCCCCCCCCCCCCCCCCUUCUCUCGGCCAAGUCCGGUUUACCUGAAAGGUAAACAGAGGAUGCCAGAGGAUUUCAGUAUUUAAUAUUAGAGCAGUUCUCACAGUGUCCACUACAGGCCAGGGUUAGAGAGGAACAAGAGCUAAGGAUUAUGGGAGUUUUCCCUACGAACACAGAGUCAGAGAAACUUUUAAAAUCAUGUUGAAGGAUGAGCCUAGUUUACCUCAGUGAACUGAUGACAGUGGGAUCACAUGACUCCUUACAGUCCUGACUGAGCCCGACAGCAUCGUAACAUCACAGAGUUUAUAUCAAACUAAAGAAGCUGCUUUUCAACCUGGUAACAUUUCCUUUGUUGAUGGUUGGUUUAUUGGUUUGGUAAUGUACAAUUUGAAAGUGCGAACUUAAAAAGGAGUAAUGGAAACACGUGACUCCAAAUGUCGCAAAACAAUGUAAACACUCACAUGAGGUGGUUUUUCAGACUAUUAGACAAAGAAAUAUUGAAAUAGAAACAAUUUUUUUCCCAUUCAUGAAGCCAGUCCCGACUGAGAGGCAGAGUGCUGGAAAUCUGUCCUCAUGUUUAAUUGGACUGAUAUCACUAGAGGAGCAAAGCCAGCUUUAUUCAUACAACAUCACUCAAUGAAAACCAUAUGCAAUUAUGUUUUGUGCAAAACAUCCAAAAAUACGCUCUAAAGUACUGAUGAACAGCAGUUUGAAAUAUUACAGAUCCUGUUUGUAGAGCUGGGUAUCGAGGAUUGAAACAUGUCACGUCAUGCGAUACCUCAGGAGUAAAUGAGUAAAUCUCAUCAGCCUCAGUGAGCCAAUCAGCAUGCAGCAUGCUCGGGCCAGGAUCUAAUAAUGCUGGUGAUUGGCUGUUUAUUUACAUGAACAGUCUGAGUGAGUAAAGAGACUGAGCUUCAAAAUAAAACUAAAGUAAAGCUAAAACUUGUACUGUGAUGUGUGUUGUCAUUUUAUUUGAUCAAAUUCGUAUUGAAAGAAGUAUUAUUAAAAAUUGAAGUCAAGGUCUCAGCAUCAGUAAUGAUACCGGAAAUAUUUGAACGAUACCCAGCCCCAGUAUAUGUAAACCUAGUGCAAUAACAUGAGCAUAUACAUACACACAUACCAUAUACCAUCUCUAAAUCUAAGUGAGCAUUUCAAUAGAUGGAGCCUGUUGUAAGGAGGAAGUUACCAGGUCUGUUUAUUUCUACCUGGGUCUUAUUGUUAGAAACCACUAAGUUAUUAGGUUGUAAACAAACCAACAGCUUAUUUGGAAGAGAUGCUACAGGUUCCAGGUUCCCACACACACCUAAAACCGAGCUAAGCUAGGCUAAACUUCAACAUGCCUCGACUCGGACUCAGUGUUAGAGGGGAAAAAAGCAGAAGUUAUUGGUGUUAAAAGGACAAGUCAGUCGUCGUGUUUCUCCCCGCCAUCAUCUGACGUUCAGAGGAAGUGGACGAGCCCGGCGGUGAGCCACGGUGCUGCUUUCACCUCUCGUGUGUCCUCAGGACGUCGCUGACCGCAGACUGAGAGGACUGGAUCAGUGUCAGCCGGUAUUAGGUUUGUGCCAAACGCAUCGGCAGCAGUGCAUGAAAUGUGGCUGGCUGCCUGUGACUGAAGCGGACUGAGUGAACUGUACAGACACGGCAGACCAUGCAUGUUUUUUAGUUGGUCUGCGUUUCUGUUUGAAGGUUGUUCUGCAUUUCUUCAUUGUACAUAAGUAUAUUUAUUUAUUUAUCUAUUUAUUUAUUUAAAUUAAUUUGUGUCUUGUUUAUGUGAUUUAUUUAUGGAACAGACAUUUUUAAAAGGGUUUUUUGUUUUAUGGAACUUGCUUCAGAUUUGAGCCUGAAUGAGCUUAUGCAUUAACUGCUGGUUUUGUUUUUAUUUUUUUUUUAUUUUUUAAGUUUUAAAUGAUUUUCUGUCAUUUCAGGCCCCCAAGUGAAAUAAUCUACUCAUGACACCAGUGACCGUUAACAUCAUUUAUACUGAUUCGAAGAUUUUAAAUCUUCAUAAUGAGGAUAUUUCCCUCUGUGCAGGUGUGUGUCAACUCCAUAUCACUGUUUGUCCCUUUGUUCUUAGUGAAGGACCAAACAGUGGUGAUGAGUUAUAUCUGCUGUCAUUGUUCUGAGUGUGGUGAUGAUUUACAUGAAAAGCAUUUGAAGUCUGAGAUCGACCUCUGUCACGGCUGAGCGAUGUUUACCAGAACCUACGGAAGCUUAUUAGUGACGAAACCGUUAAACCUGAAAUAAAAGAGCAUGAUUCAGUGAGUUAGCUUUAGCACUAGCUCUGUGCUCGCUAGCUGUGGUUUGGGAGAGCUUUGUGGUGGCAUGAUACAAGACAACCUGAGGAUGACAGGUGUGCUGAUAUGCAGUGGUACAUUUUCAUUAUUCUAAGCAUUAGACUUCACUCAUUAACGGCCUUUUGUUAUUACUGUAACUAUCUGCUCAGAUGGAAGGCCGCCACCUAGACGCAACACUUGAUGGGUGUUUCAUAUUGUGUCCUCUGGCUUGUAGCUCCAACAUCACCUCUGGAGCUACAAGCAGAGUAACUGUAGAGUUUCAUUGUUUUCAGUUUGUUUACUAUUUAUCAUUAAUUGGCUGCUGCUGAAAUUGGCUAAAAUUGUACUUAAGUUUUGGUUUGACACAACUAAUGACUAACAUCCCCUAAAAUGCUUAUUCAUUUUUUGAAUUUAUUUUGUUUGGUUUACAUUGAGCAAAGUUAACAGUGAUUUUCUUUAUACUCUGUUAAUUUAAAGUGUCAGAUGCUCAAAUUAAAAAUCAACACUGCAGAGUUGUUUAUGAUGAAAUUGUUGAACAACAUUGGUCUGUACUUUAUUUUAAGCAGCUCUGCUCCUGCACUCUCAAACCCUGGCUCACAAUCUGAUCACUGAUCAGCACACACACGUCUCGUGCUCUUUCAGUAUUUUAGCUUUUAAUGAGCUUCUGACGGAUUCAAAUGUAAGUUUACAUAUCAUGAACUCUGACAUCUCAACAACUAACAACAGACCUUUCUGAGGUACAUAAUCUAAAGUACAUUUUCUAAGGUAAAUACUUCCUGUCACUUCUAUUACUGUCUACAGUCUUUGGUCUACAUCUGUCACCAUUUUGUUACAACCCUUGUACAGCACAACUUUAAGUAAGCAGUAAAAUAAAUACUGACAGUUUACUGAUAAUGUUGA
Messenger RNA from Seriola aureovittata, 6482 nucleotides. RefSeq names its product F-box and leucine-rich repeat protein 16 (gene fbxl16). Gene Ontology annotation, molecular function: protein binding. Lineage: Eukaryota; Metazoa; Chordata; Actinopteri; Carangiformes; Carangidae. Gene Ontology annotation, cellular component: SCF ubiquitin ligase complex. The coding region runs from base 507 to 2021 and encodes 504 amino acids. The transcript has 7 exons. The record is from RefSeq and is a predicted model, not a curated record. Gene Ontology annotation, biological process: SCF-dependent proteasomal ubiquitin-dependent protein catabolic process.